Messenger RNA from Oppiella nova, 1377 nucleotides. NCBI's taxonomy places the organism in Eukaryota, Metazoa, Arthropoda, Arachnida, Sarcoptiformes, Oppiidae. The record is from the annotation of a GenBank genome assembly.
CAUUACAGUUAUGUAAAGCACACUUAUUGUGUAGUAAACAUACCUUUAGCGCUUUCAAUUGGCAUUUGAAUUGAGUUUUCAUUGAAAUAAACGUCUGUUUAAUGGAAAGUGAUAUCAAAUAAAGUGAUCGACAAGAAGACAAUUACAAGAAGUUUGGGGUCAACUCACCAGCGGAUCCCAUAUUGCGAGUGGAGGGUCCUGUCAUCGCCCACUCCUACUGACGACAUCACCGCCAACUGUCACCACCAGUAGAUCCCAUACACCGUAGCCAUGGCUCACAGAUCACACACCGAGACCUUCGUACUCAUGAGGAAUAACGCCACCAAAAAGAGAUACUUUUACAAAGAGUUCGAGACGGACGACGAGAGAGCAAACCUCGUGAACGGCAAGUCUGACGCCAACGACAUCGAGUUGACCCAUACGGGCGACGACCCCUCCAUGGACUCAGCGGUUCCCGAGUGGGUCUCCAAUGUCGACGAGUUUCGCUACGAAUGCCUUAAAAUCAAUACUAAGCGUAUGUACUCUCCCCUUCCCCUAACAGCCUGUCCCCUAACCUCUCUGUCUGUCCAUCCGGUUGCCUCAUUAGUGGAUCAGCUGAACGCCAUUCAGAGGGAGCACCUGAAGAGUAAGAGCGCCUCCAUAUUCAGCGAAGACAGCGAGUCGGCCGCCAAUCAGAGCUAUGAAAUCGAGAUUGAGUUCAAGUGUCAAGAGAUCAACAAACUGUUCAAUCGAUUGCAUUCACUCCUGAGUGCUAUGCAAGUGAUGUCGCGCCUACAGCCCGACUCACGGCUCGUGCGGAAUGUGUUUCAGUUUCAGUGCAAAGAGAUCCAGGAUUUGACGCAUAAGUACCGGUUCUGUCAAAACAAUUAUAUCAUUAAAUGCACGGAAAACGACAAAAUCGACGAACAGUUUGACUCGGAGCACCUGAGGGCCAGGGAUCAGGAGAUGACGGCAAUCGUGAAGUCCAUCUGCGAGUUGAACCAAAUAUUCCAAGACAUCAACACAUUGGUGGUCACUCAGGGCUCGGUGUUGGACCGCAUCGACUACAACGUGGAGACGGUUGAGCACCGGGUGGCCGACGGGGUGCUGGCGCUCAGUAAGGCCGAGAAAAGUAUGCGAAGUGCACGCAAACUGAAGUUGAUAUUGAUUUUGAGCGGUUUUGUGAUACUUUUGUUCAUCUGCACUGUCAGCCUCUCUAUGGCCCUCAUCAUCACCGGUGGUGGCAGUGGUGACAGGACUUCUCGAUACACACAAUACCUGAACGAUAAUCACCGGCCCAUCGACAGCACACACCAUACUGUCUGUGAGAGUGGAGUAGAUUUUUUCAGAGCUCAGGGGUUCUUCACCACAUCGAGAGGGGCCGACCCUCUCAUGUAA